This is a messenger RNA of Vollenhovia emeryi, 1604 nucleotides long. RefSeq names its product zinc finger CCHC domain-containing protein 10. The record is from RefSeq and is a predicted model, not a curated record. Bases 155 to 595 code for a protein of 146 amino acids. Gene Ontology annotation, molecular function: nucleic acid binding; zinc ion binding. The transcript has 4 exons. Lineage: Eukaryota; Metazoa; Arthropoda; Insecta; Hymenoptera; Formicidae.
UUGCGAGCGUCGAGAGUCGAGAGAUUCCUCGGCAUGUAAACAAAAGAGCACCAGAGCACGAGACCGCACGCGAGAUCUCGAAACGUGAUUGUGUUCGUGCGCCCGUGCCUCGAGUACGCGAUUAUUGGAGGUUAUACGCGGGAACGAGCCGACCAUGAACUCGAACGGGAUAAAGUUGCUGAAGAAAGCCGACCCGUAUCCGCAGGGGAUGCGCUGCCAGAAGUGUCUGGAGAUGGGGCACUGGAGCUACGAGUGCAAAGGCAAGAGGAAAUACCUGCACAGGUCGUCUCGCACCUCGCAGCUGAAGAAGAUUCUCGAGAAGCAGGAGGAUGGCACUAAUGAGGAGCAAACUAAGAAAGUGAAGAAGAAUCACGUCAGGAAGAGAAUAAAGAAGGAGGAGGAGAAGGAGGAGUCGAGCAGCUCGAGCGACUCUAGCUCCUCCAGCAGCGAGAGCAGCGAAAAUUCUAGUAGUAGUGAAAGUAGUAGCAGCAGUUCCUCGUCGGACAGCGAAUCGGACUCUAGCGACAGUGUGUCUAGCAGCAGCAGUAGUAGUAGCAGUAGUAGCAGCAGUUACGGUUCUUACAAGAAGAAAUAGCACGGAUCGUGAGGUGCGUCGAGGCAAAGCGCUCCUCUCGGCUGAUCAUUGUUCCGUUUGAGCAUAAUGGCAUUUUGCCUUCGAGCAGAAUAACUCUAGAGAGAAAAGAGCAAGCUGGCGCGAAAUAGAAUACUUUCGAGAUUUUUUAUGCCCGUUGUACGAGGUACAUGUGUAAUUUGUAAAGAAAUAAUUCUUACCUCAACGCAUAAGACGUGCUGGAAGAUAUUUCGAUAAUUACUUUUCAUUUUUUAAUUUUAUAAUCUAAUCAUGUUAAGUUGACCCGUACAUUUGUCUCUGCUACUCAGUUUUUGUACGAUGUAUGUUGGAAUGUAUGUGCAACUUAUUGUACGAGACCAUUUUUCUUCGCGGGAUUAUCUCUGUGAGAAAUCGCGUUGCAUUGAUAGAUAAUCAUGUUUCUUUCGUAAAGGCUUUAAAACGUUUAAUAUUGAAUGUGAAUGUGUGACUCAAGUGCUAGUUAUCGUGUAGAAUUAAUAUUUAAAAAUACACUUAUCUCCCCGAUUUACGCGAUACCUUUUACGUAGCAAAAAUCCCUCCGUUUGCAUGGAACUUAAAAUCAAAUGAAUCGAGCAAAGAGAACCUUGUUAAUACAUGCGUUAUAGCACAUGGACCUCUGUACUUCUUUUUUAUUUUUUUAGUAUAUUGACUUUCGCUUAAGUUUUUUUUUACUGGCUGACUCUAUGCGUUAAAAACCACGUGCAACGAAUAUUCUGCGUAAAUUGAGGGAAGAGUGUAAUGUAUUAUAUAUUUUUGGUACUGCUGUACGCACAUAUAGAUUCAUAUAUGAUAGAAACGAUAACAGUUUGAUUUAUUAGAAACAAUAUAUUUAAUGACGGAAUCGCAAUAAUUGUACGACAGUAUUAAAUAGAGAUAUUAAAAAGAUGUUAAGCGUUCUGUCAGACAUUUAAAUGUAUCGACAUGCAAAUUUUAUGUGUGUGAGAUUAACAAAAAUGCUGUUACGUAUAGUUCAAAUACAUGUACAAAAAUGGAA